AUGGGCAACUCCCAGAGCUCGUCUAAUGUCAAUGAGCCCGCGGUCGAGAAGAUCCUCGUGCAACAACUCCAAUCACUCCGCACACGCGAUAAGCUCUCUCAGGUCGAAGCCGAUCACGACUAUAUUCAAAUCACGGCCGAGAAGGGCAUCCCGCACUCGUACACGACCGAUCCUUCCCUCGACGUCAAAGCCACGUUAGAAUGGGAGAGGGAACUGCUCUCCUCGCCGAAGAACCGCCUCGCAUUGAACGCCCUGCUCUCCAACGACAUCCGCUCCGUGAUCAGCAACAAAGUCGCAACUCUUUCUGACACACAAACGUUCAAUGUCAAGAUCCCUUUCGAGGGGUCGCCCGUGACAAACCAGCGAUCCUCGGGACGAUGUUGGCUGUUCGCCACGACAAACGUGUUGCGAGUACCCAUCAUGAAGAAACACAACUUGAAAGAGUUUGAAUUGAGCCAGUCGUAUUUGUUCUUCUGGGACAAGAUGGAGAAGGCCAAUUGGUUCCUGGAACAGAUGAUAGAUACAGCUGACAAGGACCUGGGAGAUCGAGAGGUGCAGGAGUUGUUGGGGGCGCCUGUUAAUGAUGGUGGCCAGUGGGAUAUGGCGAGUAACUUGGUGGAGAAGUAUGGACUGGUUCCGCAGAAGCUGUACCCCGACAGCUACAACGCCAUGAACUCCUCGGCCAUGGGGUCGAUUCUGACGACGAAACUGCGCGAAGACGGCCUUGCUCUCCGUGCUCUUGUCCACAAUGGAGUCUCGUCCAAUACCCGACGGUCAUCCUCGUUGUUGCUAGCAAAAGCAAAGAUGAUGCGUGAAAUCCACUGCAUCCUGACGCUCAUGCUCGGGCCACCUCCCAAACCCGAUGAGAAAUUCACCUGGGAGUUCUACGACAAGGACGAAAAGUACCAUAAAUUCGCCAUGACGCCGCUCGAACUGGCCAAGUCUCUGUCCACUCCGAGCGUGGUCCGAAGCUUGGGUGGCGCCGACGUCUCUCGCAUGUUCAGCCUGGUCAACGACCCUCGAAACAAGUACAUGUCCCAUCUCACCGUUUCCCGCCUAGGCAACGUCGUUGGAGGACGCCCGAUCACCUACGUCAACGUUGACAUGGCCACGAUGAAGAGAGCCGCGGUCGCCAUGCUCCGCGCCGGCAUCCCCGUCUUCUUUGGCAGCGACGUGGGCAAGUUCUCCAAUUCUCAGAGCGGCAUCAUGGACCCAGAACUGUACGACUACGGCCUGGCCUUCAACAUCUCGCUCAACCUGUCCAAGUCUCAGCGCCUCAAGGUCCGCGAGUCCGCCAUGACGCACGCCAUGGUCUUGACGGGCGUCCAGAUGGAAGAUGACGGCAAGGGGCGCGAGAAGAGCGUGAGAUGGCGCGUCAUGAAUUCCUGGGGCGAAAGCGCCGGCGACAAAGGAUACUUUGUCAUGACCGACAAAUGGAUGGACGAGUUCGUGUACCAGGUCGUGGUCGAACCGGGAUUCGUCGCCAAGGAGGUUCGCGACGUGUUGAAAGCCGAGCCGACCGUGCUGCCCUUGUGGGAUCCUAUGGGAGCGUUGGCGUGA
Fonsecaea nubica is the source of this 1560-nucleotide messenger RNA. RefSeq lists its product as hypothetical. Bases 1 to 1560 code for a protein of 519 amino acids. The transcript has 2 exons. Lineage: Eukaryota; Fungi; Ascomycota; Eurotiomycetes; Chaetothyriales; Herpotrichiellaceae. Gene Ontology annotation, molecular function: cysteine-type aminopeptidase activity. Gene Ontology annotation, biological process: response to toxic substance; proteolysis; L-homocysteine catabolic process. Gene Ontology annotation, cellular component: cytoplasm. The record is from RefSeq and is a predicted model, not a curated record.